Molecule: messenger RNA, 1754 nt
Organism: Priapulus caudatus
Lineage: Eukaryota; Metazoa; Priapulida; Priapulimorpha; Priapulimorphida; Priapulidae
Product: neuroglian-like
Exons: 8
Biological process (GO): cell-cell adhesion
Molecular function (GO): protein binding
Source: RefSeq, a predicted model, not a curated record
AAGCGGAUCCGGUCGUCGAUACGGAUCCGGAAGUUCUCUACGUAUCCAGCAAGAAGAACAUCGUGCUGUUCGGCGAUACGAUACACAUCCAGUGCAUAUUCGCUGGAAGGCCGACGCCAGACAUCACGUGGAGGCGGGUGAACAGCACCAUGCCACCCACGGCCAUCUUCCUUAACGAUAACUACGAGCUAGUCAUCCCGAACGCCACCUUCCGGCAUUCGGGGAAGUACGAGUGCAUAGCGACGAACUCUGUUGGCACGAAGUCGUACCGGACGAGGAUAGUCGUACAAUCAAAGCCGUACUUUAUUGAACCGUGGGUUCCAUUCAUCGAGGGACUCAAGUUCGGCACCUACCAGUUAGAAUGCCCCGUCGCUGGAGUGCCCCCCGUCUCCAUUCUCUGGUACAGAAAUGGCGUCCCUUUCUACCCGAAACCAGAUUCGGAUCCGUUCCAUCUCAUCCGAGGAAAGUUCGGUGAUCGGCUGGUGUUUGAGAAGGCCGUACCAGAGAUGACGGGUGUCUACCAAUGCAACGCCUCCAACAUCCACGGCAACAUCUUUGCCAACGCCUUCGUGAAUAUAGCCGAUUGCCCGAUCUGUCCUCAGAGGCCCUUCCCGAUAUGCGGGAGCGACGGCAACACCUACAAGAACAGCUGUUUCAUGAGGAUGAAGAAUUGCAUCGAAGACACGGACAUCCAGCCCGUGCUGUGCGGUCCCUGCAUCAACACAACCUCGGGUGACGCAGAAGGACCGCCCAGCGCACCGUCUGACACGCACCUGCAGUCGUGCUCGUACGGCAAGCGCGGCAAGGAGGAGCUGAGUGACUCGAUCGCCGAGGUGAUGUGGCAGCAGUCCAACGGCUACUGCGUGCCCAUCCUCAACUACAUCGUGGAAGUGAAGAACACGACGUCCAACGCUAGCGCCGCCUGGGAGAUACUCUACGAUAACAUACCCGGUGACAUAUUGAGAGUAACCGCCAAACUGCCACCUGUCGGCAACUAUCGACUGCGCGUGCGCGCCAUCACCGAGAUAGGAGUGAGCAAACCUAGCCGGGAGACUUCCGAGUGUCCCGGAAGAGGCGGAGGUCAGAGUAUCGACAUCAGUGACGCCAACAGGAACACGGAUGACUCUGCGCCCGGUAGCGGUGUGUCCCGUACGAUGACGUGUGGCGCCAUCGCGUGGCCACUUUUGUUCGCAAUUCUCCGACAUUUUUGGUGAUGACGAACGGACGGACGGACGCAUUCUUCGCCAACCUCUGACCUCUGACGUCACUGAGAUGCCGACAGUCGAUGUGCCCGAUUUCGUUGUCGGGAAACGUAGGAGAUUACAUCAUUCGUGCGAUUCCGAGAGAGAUAUGCAAUUAGCGGAGAGGUCGAAUGCCGGAGGUACGAAGAAGCGUAGAUCACUAAAAUUCAUUCGCUAAUGAUAAAUACAUAGAUUGUAUCAUAUUUAUCCCUUUUAUAAACUGUUUCAGUGUAUGCGUAAGCGAAACGAAACUAUUCUGAAGUUGGUGAAAUACAACUCCCGCACCCGUGUAGCAUGGUAUAUACAUUCCCCGCCCAUGGUAAAAGUCCCCCCUCUACAUUGCGCAUGAUUGGUAGGACGCGGCAUAACUAACACUCGGAUUUGACCUCAGCUACGCACGGACCCUGUAGAUAGGGGGGGACGUGUGUCAUGAAGGGUGGUUGAAUAUCACGCUACGAGGGCUGUCGGGUCUCGGGCAUGCGCUGUUGUCGAAUAGACGGUGACUCAGCAAAA